GAUAAUUUCAGUAAUAAAUAAAUAUCGAACUCCAGCACGUGGAAAUAAAUAUUGCUGAAAAACAACGCAAUUUGCGAGGAAAAAGGAGCCACAACAGACCCAAUCCCAACAUGGAGGUAGAGAACAUCAAGGCGGACGCAUUCGAGCCGACGAAGCGGGCACCCAAGCGCGGAGCCACCGGUGGUGGGCAGCAGGACGUGGAGAUGCAGGUGGACGAGGCCACCGGCAUUGAGGGCCAGGUGCUGGAAUCCCUGCGAGCCUCGGCUCCGCCCAAGGCCAAGCGCGCCAGGAGCGAGCUGCGCAAGGUGUCGGUGCCGCCGCACAGGUACUCCUCGCUGAAGGAGCACUGGAUGAAGAUCUUCACGCCCGUGGUGGAGCACAUGAAGCUGCAGAUCCGCUUCAACAUGAAGGCGCGCCAGGUGGAGCUGCGCGUCGGCCCCGAGACGCCGGACAUUGCCAACCUGCAGCGCGGUGCGGACUUCGUGCGCGCCUUCCUCUGCGGCUUCGAGGUGGACGACGCCCUGGCCCUGCUACGGCUGGAGGACCUCUUUGUCGAGUCGUUCGAGAUCAAGGACGUGAAGACGCUGCGCGGUGACCACCAGUCGCGUGCCAUUGGUCGCCUGGCCGGCAAGGGUGGACGCACCAAGUUCACCAUCGAGAACGUGACCAAGACCCGCAUCGUGCUAGCCGACAGCAAGAUCCACAUACUCGGCAGCUACCAGAACAUCCAGCUGGCACGUCGGGCGGUCUGCAACCUCAUCCUGGGAUCGCCGCCCAGCAAGGUGUACGGCAACCUGAGGGCCGUCGCCUCGCGCCUCUCGGAGCGCAUGUGAUCGGGGGAUUGGGAGUUGAGAUGGAGAAGUAGUUGCAUCUUUUUUUUAGCAUUAGCAAUAAAUAAUAAAUAUAACAUGUAUUCAUACAUUUACAAUAUA
Molecule: messenger RNA, 932 nt
Organism: Drosophila subpulchrella
Lineage: Eukaryota; Metazoa; Arthropoda; Insecta; Diptera; Drosophilidae
Product: RNA-binding protein pno1
Exons: 1
Coding region: 111-833 (240 amino acids)
Cellular component (GO): nucleolus
Molecular function (GO): RNA binding
Source: RefSeq, a predicted model, not a curated record